AUGGCGGGGCUGGAGCCGCUGUACGCCUGGGCGCGGGCCGCCGUCUCCUGCCCGCAGGACGCGCUGAUCUGCGGCGUCCACUGGGAGCUGGUCCGGCACGGCUACCGCUGCCUCGGCACCGGCGACCAGCCAGGUCCUGAUGAAAGGAAGUCGGAGCUGCUGCCCACUGGCUGGGAAGCCAACAAGGAGGUGUAUACGCUGCGCUACAAGUCCACAGACGAUGCCCGUGAGCUGCUGCUGAAGGCUAUCAUGGUGGAAGACAGUAUGAUCCUCAAUGUCAUGGAUCGCAGUUCUCAGAAGGUAGCAGAUGUGACCUUGGCAGUGGCCGACUACGUCAACCUGGAGCACCUGGACAAUUUCCACAAGCUGUACAAGAACACUGAGGAGCUGAGGACAAGGAUUGCUUCGGGCAUCAUCGCUCCCCUUGGGGCCCCUGCAGAAAAGGCCAAAAAGGAGCCCAAGGCUGAGAAGAAGGAUCCUGACUUGCCCCAGGAUUACGACCCCCUCAGGGUCCCUCCCCGGCAGCCGGCAGGCACGAGAGCACCGUCCUGGCCUUCCCCUUUGAGCCCCUUCGCUGUUGGUGGGGAAGACCUGGUCCCUUUUGGAGGUCGGAGUGGGGGAAUGAUAGUGGAUCCUCUCCGGUCUGGCCACCUGCAGCCUGGCAUUGACCCAUCGUCAGGCAUUCCAGGCCGGCUUCCCCCGGGAGCAGUUCCACCAGGCGCCAGAUUUGACCCCUUUGGCCCAUUAGGAGCAGGUAGAUCUGGGCCAGAUCCCGACCACCUUCCCCCUCCAGGCUACGACGACAUGUUCAUGUGAGGAGUCACCGCAUGGCUUCUCAUGGCUGCGGACAGAGCACUCUCCUGGAAGCAGGAGCACUUUCCCCUCUUCGCUCCCUGUUUGGUGGACUUUGAUGUUUUCAGCAGCGUUUUUCUUCUCCCCAUUCAGGGCUGGUCUGUGUGUCAGACCAGCUAUAAAGGUUUCCCUGUGUGCAGAACAGAAGAGGAGGCAGUAGGUUUGUUUCUUUUCGUGCUCCUCCGAGGGUGCCCGGCCGUUUGCACCCAGCUGAAGUGGGCCUGCCCCGCACACGGUGGCAGCCAUGGGGUGCAGCGCGGCGCUCCCAGAACAGCCUGGGUGCUGUGGGGUUUCCUCCUCUGCUUCUCCAGGUUGGCAGCGCUUUUGCUACUGGGGUUACGCAAGCGGUCAGUGCUGAGGAGGGAGCUGGCUUCUUGCCGCUCCUGCGCCGGGGAGCUGCGGUAGCCUCACUGAAGGUGACAGCCGGGGUGGGCUCCCUGUGAGAGAUCCAAGCGAGGGGCUGAUCGGCAUUGAAGGGCUAAAAAGCCCGACCCACGGGGUCUGCAUGGCCAGACUGCAUGGCCGCCCAGCAGCGGCUGAGAUCGGCUUGCACGUGGCCGUGCCCACUGGCUUUAAGGAGCACCACCAGCAAAGCCUUUAAUGUGCAUGAGAAGAGACAUGUAUUGAAUUCCUGGCCCCACCUUGCCCCCUCUCUCCCCUGCGGCUGUGUUUUUCAUUCCUGGGGUGCCUGCAGAGCCCUGCAGGCAGUGUGGCGAGGGCUACCCGCCAGGCACCACGCCGGGCUGGGGUAGGAGGGAGGGUGCUCGAUACCUGCACGACCUGCUGGGCCCAGCAUUGGCUCUCCAGGCGUGGCGGAGCUGUGACCGGUACGGAGCUGGGGCCCUUCUGGGGAUGCGCGCAGGGGGCUCACUCAGCUGCGGGAUUUGCUUUGCGGAAGAGGUUUAUAGGAACAUGUUUUCCUAUCGUCGGUCCCGUUGCAUGAGGCUGGUGUGGCUCUGCCUGGCUGAACUCUGACCAAUAGCUCGGGGAGGACGGGUGAGAUCUGUGUGGCUCAGGCUUCUGAGCUCUUUCUGGAAACCUCCUCCCUUCCCCGCAGCUCCCCCCAGGUCAGUUAAUUUUGGGGCUGCAGCUCAUCUGUCCUGUCAGGGGUUCACGCUGUGUUUUUCUUCUCAUGGUUUGAUUUCUUGGAAGGGUUUUUAUGAGAUUGAAAUAAAAAUCUGACAAGA
Messenger RNA from Gavia stellata (red-throated loon), 2039 nucleotides. It is a transcript of the gene PSMF1, whose product is annotated as proteasome inhibitor subunit 1. The coding region runs from base 1 to 816 and encodes 271 amino acids. The record is from RefSeq and is a predicted model, not a curated record. The transcript is spliced from 7 exons. Gene Ontology annotation, biological process: proteasome-mediated ubiquitin-dependent protein catabolic process. Gene Ontology annotation, molecular function: endopeptidase inhibitor activity; proteasome binding. Lineage: Eukaryota; Metazoa; Chordata; Aves; Gaviiformes; Gaviidae.